CCCAACAAAGAACAAGAUUGAGUAAUUUGACUAUUGCAAGAAUUUAGGAAUAUUAUUAUUAUUGGCAAAAUGAUGUGCACAAUGAAUAGAAAUUUCCCUAACGCAUAGACUGGCCAAUUUUUUUAUGGCAAUAAUGAAUUAACAACAGAAAGACAAAUUUGUCCCCAUUUCAAGUGCUCUCUCUCUCUCUCUCUCUCUCUCUCUCUCUCUUUCAUUUCCUAUUAAUAGUAGGCCAACACAUGCAACCACCACAGACACCAUCUCUCGAAGUGUUUCAAUUUUUUUUUUUUUGUGGGGCUUUAAGACCAGCUUCCUAGCAAUAGUAGGUGAUUUUCGUCUUUUUGAAGACUCCGUAGCUUUUUUCCCCCUUCUCUCACUCUACUCCAUGGAUACCGCUCAGUGGCCGCAGGGAAUUGGAGUUGUUAAGCCCAUGGAAGAGUCAAGACCUAUGGUGGAGAGAAGGGCUAGGCCUCACAAGAAUCAAGCUUUGAACUGUCCCAGGUGCAAUUCAACUGACACCAAGUUUUGUUACUAUAAUAACUAUAGUCUUUCUCAGCCAAGAUACUUCUGCAAGACUUGUCGAAGGUACUGGACGGAAGGUGGUUCCCUCAGGAAUGUUCCUGUUGGUGGAGGUUCAAGGAAGAAUAAGAGAUCUUUAUCAUCAGUAUCACCAGCUUCAUCAAAUAAGCUUGGCGAUUUAACCCCACCUGGUCCUCCUCAUUCUGCUUCUCAGAACCCUAAGAUUUAUGAAGGUCAAGACCUUAACCUAGCUUAUCCACCAUCAACUGAAGACUAUAAUGGCUUAUCAAAAUUCGUAGAGGUGCCCUACAGCACAGGUAACAAAAGCAACCAUCAAAACUCUAGCUCCUCCUCAACUUCGACUCAUCUCAAUGCUAUGGAGCUGCAGAAGAUUGGUAUGAAUUCAAGAGGCUUGAGUUCAUUCAUGUCGAUGUCGGUUUCUGAUUCCAACGCAGUGUACUCAAAUGGGUUUUCAAUGCAAGACUUCAAACCGCCUCUCAAUUUUCCUCUUGAUGGAUUUGAAACUGGCUAUGGGAAUCUUCAAGGGGUACAAGAAAUUGGUGCAAGGCUUUUGUUUCCUAUGGGGGAAUUGAAGCAGGUCCCAAGCACUAGUAACGAUUUGGACCAGAAAAGAGGGCAAGGAGAAUCCACUGGAUAUUGGAGUGGAAUGUUGGGCGGAGGACAUUGGUGAAAGUGAACAGAAAAUUUAAUAACAACAUGGUUAAACAGGACAAAGUUGGUGUUUUUGCUUUUCUUCUUAGAUGUUCGGUGGCUAGUUUGAUGUUUGAUUACUAACAGUUAGGUUACAUGGGCUUCAAUCUUUCUUUCAAAUUUAGCCUUUUACCCCCUUUUCCUUUUAGUUGUUACUUAUAAUGCUUUAGUACCUUUCUCUACCCUUUGAUCAGUACUGUGGGUGUUUGAAGCUUCUUUUUAGAUCGGCUUCAAAAGGUUGACAUUAAAUGCUGUGCAUAUAUAUAAAAGCUGGAGAGGACUAUGCGGCUAGGCGCCAAGUGAUCCAAAAGACUUUUUUUCCUUCCUUUUUCUUUUGAGAGCUUCCAGCUAUAAGACAAGAGUGGAACUAGAGUUCUUCGGCUCGCUACUUUCUGCUUCUUGGGAUUGCACUGUGAUUUUGGUUCACAUGUUUCUCCAUCCACAGCAUGGAUGCGAUGCAGGGGACCCUCUCUCCAGUGUUUUAAGUUGUUCAUGACCUUCUCUAAUAAUGUGCCAUGUUGAUGAACAUAUAAUGAUUUUGGUUGAAUUAAAUUUGUUAAAUUUAAUUUAACAGUGGGAUUUGCUAGGGUGAUUGGUACUAAUUAUAGAUAUGGAUUUUCAAAUUUAUUAGUAUUUCCUUGAGCUCAAAGUGAGUUGGAAUGAUGGGCGUCAAUCUUUUACAGCAUACUUCUUUCUCUUUUUGCUUGUCAACAGGUCACGACUGUCGGGUCUUAUCAGCAUCAUCUGGGUCUUGAGAGAUUCUUCCAACCCCUCUUAAAGGCAAAACCUUCAUGAGCAAGUGUAUAUUAUCUUUGGAAGGAAUAACCCAGAAUGAAUUGCUUAUUAGGUAUGACCCAAUAUGAGCCAUACCUGCGCAUGCUAUUCCACUUUCUAAUGCAGGUUUACUAUUUUCUCCUCUCUUUCUUUUCUUAGAACAUACCUUUUCUUUUAAAUGAACAGCUUGGUUUUGAUACUCAUAAUUAUUCGGAAUGAUUUCGUGAAAUAAAUAUUACUAUUU
Molecule: messenger RNA, 2248 nt
Organism: Durio zibethinus
Lineage: Eukaryota; Viridiplantae; Streptophyta; Magnoliopsida; Malvales; Malvaceae
Product: dof zinc finger protein DOF4.6-like
Biological process (GO): regulation of DNA-templated transcription
Molecular function (GO): DNA binding; DNA-binding transcription factor activity
Source: RefSeq, a predicted model, not a curated record